This is a messenger RNA of Dendronephthya gigantea, 2851 nucleotides long. RefSeq names its product H(+)/Cl(-) exchange transporter 7-like. NCBI's taxonomy places the organism in Eukaryota, Metazoa, Cnidaria, Anthozoa, Malacalcyonacea, Nephtheidae. Bases 118 to 2457 code for a protein of 779 amino acids. Gene Ontology annotation, cellular component: lysosomal membrane; intracellular membrane-bounded organelle. Gene Ontology annotation, molecular function: voltage-gated chloride channel activity. The transcript is spliced from 22 exons. Gene Ontology annotation, biological process: transmembrane transport; chloride transport. The record is from RefSeq and is a predicted model, not a curated record.
GAUGGGAAUUGCUUACGGAAGCGUUUAAAAACCUCGUGACUGGAUGGAUAAGUUUCAUAUUCCACAUCUUCCGGAUCAAGUUAAGAAGUUAGAUUGGAAGGGGAACAUGUUUAAUAGAUGUCACGGUCCUACAGAAUGCUAAAAGACAUGACUUCGGAGAAUUCUUCCUUACUGCGUAACAGCAGAGAUGUUGCGUUCAUGUCUGGAUCAAUGGGAUCCACCAGUUCAACAACAAAACAAAGAAAAGUAAAACCAGGUCGACUACAAACAGUUUUUUCAAAAUAUGAGAGUCUGGAUUAUGAAGUCCCUGAGAACCAGCUUUAUGUUGAAGAGUAUAAAGCCAGCACACCUAAGGAACAUAUUACAACUGGUCUGUCGAGAUGGGUUGUGAUGUUUCUGGUUGGAAUCAUGACUGCUUUGGUUGCGGUUUUUAUCGAUAUCUGUAUUGAGGAACUUGCAAAAUGGAAAUAUAACUGCCUGCACGAUUAUUUGGAAAAGUACAUUUCAGAAGAUGUCAAAAUUCUGAUUCCAUUUUGUCUGUGGAUCGCCAUAGAUAUUGCGAUGGUAGGAUUUGCAGCAGUUUUGGUCUCAUAUGGAGAGCCUGUUGCUGCUGGUAGUGGUAUCCCAGUUAUAAAAUGUUUCCUGAAUGGUGUAAAAAUUCCUCAUGUUGUUCGUUUAAAGACUCUGGUUAUCAAAGCUGUGGGUGUAAUCUUUGCAGUAGCCGGGGGUCUUGCGGUCGGUAAGGAAGGACCCAUGAUUCACUCUGGCGCUGUUCUGGCCGCUGGGAUAUCACAGGGCCGCUCCAUCUUAUUUCGAAGGGAUUUCAAACUUUUUGAUCGUUUUCGCACGGAUCACGAGAAACGAGAUUUCGUGUCUGGCGGCGCGGCUGCUGGUGUGUCUGCCGCAUUUGGGGCACCUGUGGGCGGUGUCCUGUUCAGUUUGGAAGAAGGCGCUAGUUUUUGGAAUCAAUCUUUGACUUGGCGUAUUUUUUUCGCCUCGGUUAUUUCAACAUUCAGUCUGAAUUGGCUGCUCUCAAUAUAUCACGGUCACAGCGGAGAGCUGUCGUAUCCUGGUCUGAUCAACUUUGGAUCUUUCUCCGAUAUUCAGUAUUCUGUUUACGAAAUGCCUUUUUUAUUGAUCAUGGGGCUAAUAGGAGGAUUACUCGGAGCCUUGUUUAAUUUUAUUAAUCAGAAGUUAACAGUUUUCAGAAUCAGAUACAUCAAAUCCGCUUGGAAACGAGUCCUUGAAGCUAUCGUGAUUGCUGCCAUCACGACUUGCACUAUGUUCAAUUUAAUUUAUUAUUACGACGUUUGCCAACCAAUCGGUGUCAACAACAUAUCCCAACCAUUGCAGUUUUUUUGUAAAGAUGGUGAAUACAGUUUGAUGGGAACUCUUGCGUUCAGGACACCUGAGCAGUCAAUAAAAAGUUUGUUCCAUACAACACAAGCGACUUAUACGUUUCAAGUAUUGGCUCUAUUCUUCCCAGUCUACUUUCUGCUGGCGACAUGGACGUACGGUUCAUUCGUUCCCAGCGGCCUUUUCGUACCCUGCAUCUUAACAGGAGCUGCCUGGGGGAGACUCUUUGCUGUGGGGCUCUCAACGUUCCUUCCCAAUACAUUAGUCCGCGACACUUGUCUUUAUGCUGUUGUUGGAGCCGCUGCCUUUCUGGGCGGAGUUGUUCGUAUGACGAUAAGUUUGACAGUUAUUUUAAUGGAGGCAACGAGAAACAUCACGUAUGGUUUGCCAAUGAUGUUGGUUAUUAUGGUAGCGAAGUGGAUAGGUGACUUAUUUAACGAGGGUCUUUACGAUAUCCACAUUCGCUUAAGUCGCGCUCCAAUUUUGGGCUGGGACCCACCACAAAUGGUCGAGGGCCUCAAUGCCAGAAAUAUCAUGAACAAACCUGUUUGUUGUAUGAAUUUAGUAGAAAAUGUCGGUCGCGUUAUCGAACUUCUUAAAACGACAACUCACAAUGGCUUUCCUGUGGUAGAUCCACUGCCAGAGAACGAAAUGUCGGAGGGAACGUUUGGUGCAUUCCGGGGUACGAUUUUAAGAUCGCAGCUCAUUGUCCUUUUAAAACACAAGGUAUUUUUCGAAAGAGGAAAAGAACCUGCUAAACAUCAGUUGACAAUGAAAGAUUUCAGAGAUGCCUAUCCUAGAUUUCAGCCCGUUAGAACAAUUCGUGUUUCCCCAUUGGAGCGAGAAUGCUGUUUGGAUCUUCAACCAUUUAUGAAUGUCAUGCCGUACACUGUCCAUGAGGAAUCAUCCAUUUCCCGCGUUUUUCACCUGUUUCGUGCUAUUGGAUUACGUCAUCUUAUUGUUGUUGAUCAUCACAAUCAGGUUGUAGGCAUAGUGACACGGAAAGAUUUGGCCAGAUAUAGACAGUGGAGCCAUCGUGGCCAGACAAGACUCGAAAAGAUUCAUAUCACCGACGACAGCGCUUCCUCUGACGACGAAUAGGUGCGCUGGAGAUUAAACACCGCUAAAAAAUUAGUAAGCCAUUCGUGGAUAAGUUGACCUACCGUCAAAUUACUUACACAAAUUAGUCAAUUCAAUGAUGGUGAAUUCACACGCAGACCGGCAGAAACCGUUUUGCCGUUAAAUUCGAAAUCUGAUCUAAUUAUCCUUCAAACAAUAAUGGCUCUUCUGGUUCUGGAAGUUAGGAAUUCGAGUUCUGUAAAAUGAAAGAACUGCAGAUUAUUUUACAAGGAUACUAUUUUUCUAAAUCCGCGCAGCUUUGAAUUGAGGUCUUGAGGAUACACGAAACUAUUCGUAUAGAAUAAUACGAGUGUGAUAAUCGUUCAAGGAACAUAAAUUUUUUUACGGAGUAUAAAAGAUGGGAGAUUAGACUGUA